AUGACAGUCUUUAGAGCGUCAAGAUUUUCGGAUGUAGAAAAGAAUGUCAGAAUAUGGCGAAAUGUUAAGCUCAACAUCGAAUCAUUGGCAUCAGCGCUGUUAGAACUGUUUGCACAAAUCAAAAGCUUGCGCAUUCUGGCCUGCGGCGGUGAUGGUACGGUCGGUUGGAUACUCUCUCAGAUGGACUCUCUCGGCUACAACCCGAUGCCUCCUGUGGCUGUCCUUCCGUUGGGCACGGGCAACGAUUUGGCUCGCACUUUGUGCUGGGGUCCGGUAAGCAGCCAGAAAUUGUCAUCGAAACAGACUAAGCUCGAUCUGGUGUAG
Molecule: messenger RNA, 324 nt
Organism: Protopolystoma xenopodis
Lineage: Eukaryota; Metazoa; Platyhelminthes; Monogenea; Polystomatidea; Polystomatidae
Source: the annotation of a GenBank genome assembly